AUGGACAGUGUCUUGGAAGGAGACCACAACAACAAUGGACUCGAGCAGUGCAGAGUCGGGUCACGGGCUGGCCCACUUGUGGCGACCGUGGCAGGACACGACAGGCGGGUUGGCGUCCCAGCGUCCUUGGGCAGGAACCGGAAGCUGCAGCAGCAGCAACAGCAGCAGCAGCAUAUAGCAAACUAUGAGAGUGUGCCGCAAACAGGAGAUGAAGCUCGGACUUGUUCCCGUGUGCUCGCAGGACCUUCCGGAGGCGGCCGGCCCCGCGGAGACCACGCAGCUCGGCCCCCAAGUGCGGGGGCGGACUCCUGCCUCAGCUGCGUCAAGGUGGCGCUCCUGGGGGCGUCCGCCGUCGGGAAGACCUCCAUCGUCAGGCAGUUCGUGUGGAACGAGUUCAGCGACGACUACUCGGCGACGGACCGCCGCUACGCCUACUACCCCACCGUGGUGAUCAACGAGCGCCUGUACGAGCUCAAGGUCUCCGACAUACCAGUCAUCCCCUACUUCCCCAUCAACUCCUUCUACGAGUGGGCCGACUUCCGCUUCUACGGACUCAGGAGCGCCAACGCUUACGUGCUGGUGUUCGACCUGUGCAACACGGACUCGUUCCAGUACAUCCGCAGCCUGCGCGACCAGAUGUGGGAGAGCCGCGACAUGCGCCACGUGCCAGUCGUCGUCGUCGGCAACAAGCUGGACGCGCUGCAGAUGCACGCCGCCGCCGCCGCCCGGCGCCGCGACAUCGUGACGCUGGUGCGCAAGCACUGGAAGUGCGCCUACGUCGAGUGCAGCGCCAAGUACAACUGGCGCGUCGUCGCCGUCUUCAAGGAGGUGACGCGCGCCGUCGACGCCGCCCUGCACUCCGCCAAGGACGCCACCUCGCCCAUGAUGGACAACUUCCACGGCGCGCUCGACCGCAACAAGUGCAGCAUCCUGUGACGCCGGGGCCCCGCCGGGCAGCGCCGACCGCCGCGGGUCGCAGUGUGGCCGACUCCCUGAGGGCGCUCUCACCCCACAUGUAGAAAAUUCCGUUACGUCGUGCCUGGCCGAACUCCAGCAUUGCACAGCAUCCUGGUUCGCUGGGCUUGUCCCGUGGCUCUAGGCCUAUUUGAGAACUGUGUGCAAUACCGUACAGUUCCCCAGAUACGUGAGACGACACUACUUAAACCAUUUGUAGUUCGAGCACUGGAAUGACCGUAAUGAAUAUCCUGUGCAGUCGCUCGAGUCUUUCCACAUCAGAUACGAGCUUUUGACAUGUACAUAUCCAUCUGAUGGAUCACUCGUGCAGACACUUAAAAUUCCUCAUGUAGCAGUACAUUUCUGAAAUUUGUCACAUAGCAGUUUAUACACUAACACGGUAUUACCACUGUCCAG
Schistocerca serialis cubense is the source of this 1371-nucleotide messenger RNA. Its product is annotated as ras-like protein family member 10B. The transcript has 5 exons. The record is from RefSeq and is a predicted model, not a curated record. Gene Ontology annotation, molecular function: GTP binding; GTPase activity. Lineage: Eukaryota; Metazoa; Arthropoda; Insecta; Orthoptera; Acrididae. Bases 1 to 936 code for a protein of 311 amino acids.